Molecule: messenger RNA, 3654 nt
Organism: Scomber japonicus (chub mackerel)
Lineage: Eukaryota; Metazoa; Chordata; Actinopteri; Scombriformes; Scombridae
Gene: sack1gb
Product: protein FAM83G
Exons: 5
Coding region: 194-2854 (886 amino acids)
Source: RefSeq, a predicted model, not a curated record
AAUCGUUACCGAUCAGAGAGGAAUUUGUUUACAUCCUCAGGAGCCCCGGGUCACGCGCACAUAUAAUGGACCGGGAUGUCAAAUCGCACUUUUUUGAGGUUUGACCCUUUAAACCCGCGACUGGAAACUGGGUCAGAUCUGUCUCUCUACUUAACUCUUUGUUGACCAGGCAGGGGGAUAUUAUUUUGCAGCCAUGGCUCUGUCUCAGGUCCAGUGUUUGGACGAUCAUCACGUGAAUUGGCGCGUGAGUGAGAGCAAACCGGAGUUUUUCUACAGCGAGGACCAAAGGUUGGCCCUCGAGGCUCUCAUCACCGGGGGCCGUGAUGCGUUCAGGGACUACAUCACCGAGAACAAGGUGCGGGAGUUCCUGUCGGGACCGGAGAUAGAGAGGAUUGUACACAUAGCAGAAGUAUACCGGCCCGGGUACGAGCAUCACGUUAAACCAGACACACCAGGACCAGGGCCUCCGACCCCAGGGUCCGGGGAGGAAGGGGGAGAUGGAGAGGUGUCGCUUCAAUACUGGCCAGACCGGUCUGAGGCCUCAGUGGCAGAGUUGGACCUGGGCUGGCCUGACUCCGUCUCAUACCGGGGGGUCACCAGGGUUACCGUGCACACGCAACCCCCAACUGAGGGGCAAACACACAUCAAGGAGGUGGUCCGCAAGAGCAUCGCAUCAGCCCAGAAGGUGAUAGCUGUGGUGAUGGAUGUGUUUACAGAUGUGGAUAUCUUUCGAGACCUGCUGGAUGCGGCCUACAGACGUAAAGUUCCUGUAUACAUAAUAAUUGAUAUGGCGUCAGUCCCCUGCUUUCUUUCCAUGUGUGGUAGAGCUGAUAUGCACCGAGGACAUCUAAAGAAUCUGCGUGUGCGCUGCUGUGGAGGCGUGGAGUUUUUUACACGGUCGGCACAGAGUGUGCGUGGUUCUCUGAGCGAGAAGUUUCUUCUGGUAGAUGGAGACAGAGCCAUCUCUGGUUCAUACAGCUUCACCUGGUCCUCCUCUCGAUUGGACCGUAACCUCAUAACGGUGAUCACAGGACAGGCAGUGGAGACCUUCGACCUGCAGUUUCGGGACCUUUUCCUCAUGUCCAGAGGUGUGUCUCUCAGCAAGGUUCCUCUGGUGGACGAACCGAUCCCUGACCCGCUCCCUCAGGCGGCACCUGCUCCUGUGUCAGCUGCUGUUGCUAGGAAGCUCAUCAAUCCAAAAUAUGCCCUUGUUGCCACAGGGACACACACAAGUCCCGCCUCGUCUGACCAGAACUCCAGCAACAAGAACUCAAACUCCCAGAAUCCCAUUGGGCUAAAACUUAGGAAAGGACGUCUUAAGGAUGUUUCAGAAGAGCCGCCUUUACAUCCUGGAUUGGCCCAUUUGGAGAAAGCGUACCUGAUCCCGUACCUUCCCACCUGGCCGGAGCCAGACCCGCCGAGUGAUGUGAUUGGAUUCAUUAACAUCAGAGAUGAAAAGCGAGCCAAUCAGGUCCACUUACAGAGGUCAGAGCGGUUUGAGGUGAGUCAGGCUAUACGUUUCAGUGCACCGCUGACACUGCCACCUCAGACUGAGGAACCUGCGUCAGGUCAGAAGGGGAAAGCUGCAGAAAUAGCAGAACCUCCCUCUGGGAAUACAAAAACAGGAGCCCCCACCCCUGUGAGCCCAACCAACAAAGAUCCCAAAGAGCAGAAACACACAGCUCCGAAUAAAGACCACACUGAUGCAACAGAUUCCAGAGCCCCUCCUCAGUUGCCCAACUCCCCUGUAAAACAGGACACUCACAAACCAAAUGCACACACACCCACAUGUGAAUCCAACGUUACUGCAGAUUCACAGCUGACAGACAAUGUUAGACAAACUCCAAAGACACAAACUCCAGAGACACAAACUCCAGAGACACAAACUCCAGAGACACAAACUCCAGAGACACAACCUCCAGAGACACAACCUCCAGAGACACAACCUCCAGCACCUCCCGUUCCUAAACGCCGCACACUGCAUUUGGUUAUUGACCCCGCACCCUCAGAGCUGCCUAGUGAAGCACAGGUCACUCUGGUAAAAAUUGACCAACAGGACACCCCAGCCUCUAACAGAAAGAGAUCCUCGUCAGAUGUAACGUCAGGCCGUGGCCGUCUUACAUCAAAUAAGGAUGGCAGGGACUCUGGCAGCAAUGGCGAUGGCGAUAGCCAAGAUAGCACCAAGGUCAUGUGUGACCGAGCAGCCAAUGACGACCCUUCAAGCGCUUCCACAGCAUCAGAAGAGGAGUUUUAUGAUUGUUCCAACCAGGAGCCGAGCGACCCGUUGACUAAUAGAGUCACGACGGGGUCAGGUCGGGGGACUCGCCAAGGGGAUGGGGUCAACAUGAUGGCCCGCCUCUCUCAGAGCAUGCUGGAUCUACGGGAACCCAGCCAGUCUGAGGACAGCGCCAACCUCAUCCGUCAAUCACAGCAGCUGCGCAGGCAGGGUCACCCAUCACCGCAUAGGCACAUAGGACAGUUGUUCCAAGACUCCAGAUCUCCUGGUCGAGACGCACGACUGAAAGGACCUAAAGUAGUCAUCGCCAAACCAGGAAGUUUUCACCGCCCCACCCGAGCAACAGGUCCUGUGAUUGGAGGACACCGUUACUGGCAGGGUCAAACGCUGCAGCCGGAUUCGCCCCACCUGCGCGGGGAGACACGCUCUGGUCGGUCACCACGGCGCCACAGCCCGGGUUACAGAAAGGCAGAUAAUGCCUCGACACAGCCGCCAGCCAACCAAUCAGGUUUACUAGGAGUAUCUUUCUCAAAACUGAACAACUUAAAACACUUGAGGGCGCGAGCUGGAGCCCCGCAGAAGAAGGUGCCUCAAAAUAACAACAAGCCUGCUAGGUAGAACAGUGGGCCACUUCAGGUACACAAGGACGUUAUGGACUUCCUACUAAAAUAUAGGUGAUACUUCAGUCUGGAAUAUUCUCUCUCUCCGUCAUCAACGUCAUUUCUUGAUUUCAAACCCUGAGGCUCAACAUACAAGUUGGAGAACUACAUACAGUAACUGGGAUUUUGUUUUUACUAUAUCCACUAGGGUUGGCCCUUUAUUUCAUGUUUUGAAAGGCAUUGUCUGUAAAUGAAUCACAUGAUGUUCUAAACUAAUGCUUCCUGAUAAAUGGCUUCUGAAUAGUAUAAUAACUCAUUUUAGAGGCAGAUACUGAUAACUGUGAGGAAGUUAACUCAGAUAAUAACAUAUCAGCUGAUAUUUGUGUCUUUAGAAACGUGCAUACAGUAAAUGUUUAACCAGGCACAUUUGAGCAAGAUUCACACUAGAGGCAGGGUAUUUUCUUACUACAUGCCACGCUGGUGGUCAUCUGUAAUACUCUGUGAUGUAGUAACAAUCCUCUGAACAAAUAUUUCUAAAUUACCUCAAGUGCUUUUCUUUUUCUGAAGUUUUUUACUGGAAUUUUGUGUCUAUAUCCAAAAGACACAGAUGUAUGCAAUGUAUGUGUGACAAUCAAUGUCAGCACACUGAUAAACAGGUGGCUCUUGUGUGGAUGCCAUUGUUAUUGGUUACUGAUGUUGUGAGGGUGGGGCUACCAUUUUGAUUGUUCCGAUGUAAAGAACAGGUUUAUAUGUGAUGUUAAACACUGAUAUGGGACCAAAAGUGAAUGUUUUGAAUAAAUUGACAGACUAAUGAUGAAA